Fusarium graminearum PH-1 is the source of this 492-nucleotide messenger RNA. RefSeq lists its product as uncharacterized. NCBI's taxonomy places the organism in Eukaryota, Fungi, Ascomycota, Sordariomycetes, Hypocreales, Nectriaceae. The record is from RefSeq and is a predicted model, not a curated record. The transcript has 2 exons. The coding region runs from base 1 to 492 and encodes 163 amino acids.
AUGGACAUACUGCUCAUAGGUCUCAUGUCCCUACCAAACCAGACAGUAUUCAUCCAGUUUCACCCCGUCGUAUACCUUGUCAAGCUCAACAUCGAAAUGUCCAUGGCUUCCAUGAUCACACACCUAGCCAAGAAAAAGAUGACGGACGAACUAUACCCAUCCCUGUCGUAUUCCACCACCCCGAAAAUACACAGCUCUAAGAACGGCACACACGAUAAGACUCCAGGAUAUGGUGUAUCUAUAGAAAUGACACAUAAGUCAAAGGCAGGAUCCACUGCGAAGGCAUCGUUUGACGAUGAUUCGGAUGUGCCAGAGACAGCGAAUGGCAUCCACCGACGUAUCGAUGUCAAGAUUGAGACGGAGCCGGCUCAACACGAGCGAAAGGGCAGCAAGUUCGGACCAAUGGAGGUUGAGCUACCAUCGCCUCGUAGUGAAGGGCGACCCAAGAGGAGUCGAUAUGAACAAAUUGAGCGGGGCCAAGGAGGAGCAUAA